Suillus fuscotomentosus is the source of this 372-nucleotide messenger RNA. RefSeq lists its product as uncharacterized. The transcript is spliced from 2 exons. The record is from RefSeq and is a predicted model, not a curated record. Bases 1 to 372 code for a protein of 123 amino acids. NCBI's taxonomy places the organism in Eukaryota, Fungi, Basidiomycota, Agaricomycetes, Boletales, Suillaceae.
AUGGCUUCCGAAGAAAAUGGGUCGCACUUUGGGGCAUCGAGUGCAAACAUGCAACAACUCGAAGAGUUCAGUAUCAAGGAGACCGCACAGACAAUGAGGUCUAAUGCACCAGGAUUGUGGGGAUUGCUUGGGAUUCUACUCAGCGAGGAUGAGAGGUUGGGAAGUAACGAAGACGUGGUCAUGAGCGAUGCGGAAGAAGCUGUCAAUGACUAUUAUUGGGAUCAGGUGGAAGCAAUAGAACUCGAGGGGUUCAUCAAUGCACUCACCUCUGAAGGGGAUACAGUGGCCUUGAAGCGAGAUAUUCACACAAAUAGAUGUGCCGCUAUAUGUAACAUUACUGAAUCUGACCUAAGGAAGGAAUAUCCGAACUGA